CGUUAAAUAGCUUACACCAAUUUUUUCUCACUUCUAAUUUUGAACGCGUAAACUCGCAGUAUAAGUGACAGUGAUGCUCAAUAUAUAAUUAUAUUUAAUAAUAUAUCGUAGUUAGUGAUUUAUAAACAGUUUAUAUUGUGAUAAUGUCUCCAAAGUGUCCAGUUCCUCCCCUCCAAGACGUAACACUCUCUUUAGUUGGAAGACAGCUGAUACACGCGCUAUCUCGUGUUACAACAGAUGAAGAUGUCGAAUUACCUUUCGCUAUGGUGUCCUCUUACUACGAAAGUAUGGGAGCUACCAAUGACAUAUUCCAGGAUUUACUCAACUUGAUACUUAGUUCAGAAUAUCUCGAGCCGUCGAUACGAUAUUUGUCAAUGAAACUGCUGCUUAAAGAAAAUGUUAAGAGCUUAGCGACCGGGAUCUUUCCCUGCCAAUAUUACAGGAAAGUACUAGAAUUGAUCACUGAACAAGGAAAGCAUCUUACUGCACUCAAUUUAAAAGGUGUAUGGGUUAAAGAUGAACAUCUAUCAUUGUUCUAUCAGCUGGUAAAGAACCUCACUAACUUAACGACUCUUAAUAUACCGUAUAUGGCGAAUGAUGAAGUGCUCAAAUUCAUAGGUGAACAUAACAAAGUGCUCAAAUUAUUAGAUGUGUCAGGUGAGACGGAUAUAACGGAGAUUGGAAUAGAUGCAAUGCUGACAGGUAAUCCCCAACUCACUCAGAGUUUAACCGUUGUGAAUAUCGGUAUCUAUGGUGAAGAGAAUAUAGAUCAUACAGAUGUGGCUUUGUUGAUACGACGCUUGCCUAACUUGACAAAUCUCGGCAGUUAUUCGUUUGUUGGUAAAGCUAUUUAUUACAUACACAACAACGACUGCCCGCCUGGAUUUAAAACUAAACUACAAUACAUGCACGAUUCUAGAACUAAUUUAAGGACUAUGAAAGCGAUUGUCGCUCUAUGUCCGAUGUUGGAGACAAUAUAUUUAGAGGAGCCCGAUCAAGGGGUGCUACAAUUAAUAAAAGAUUUGAGUUAUGUAAAUAAGAUUAAAUUGAAUAAAUUCCAAUGUCACGAACUACAUCAGUUAUUGGAUAAAAUAGGUUAUAAAAUUAUAACACUUAUGCUUUCUGCGUCUUUGGGGUCAUUCAACUUUACUAGGAUAGCCGAAACUUGUACUAAUUUGGAAAGUCUAGAAUUCUAUCAGAUACAAACGGCGACUCACGAAGAAGAAAUACCGUUUAACAAGUUGGAACAUAUCGAAAUAAUACACGGUAACCUCUCAAUGCAAUGUUUGAAAUAUUUAAUGACGUCCAGCCCUAAGUUAAAGAAAUUGAUAAUAGGCGAUGAGAUUCUUCUAGACGAUUGUGAUAUGUCAAGGAUGCUCCGUCGCUACAAGUUUCCAUAUUUAGAGGCGAUAUGGUUUCCGAAUGCACCACGGCUGUCCGCAGAGACCGUGGAAUUACUUAUCGAGUGCUGCCCCAAGCUUCAGAGUCUUGGACAACUCAGUGGCUGGCGCUUCACUCCUGAUGAAAUGAUGCUGAUGCGCGCCAUCUAUGCGAGUACUAACACUGACAUUAUACUUUCACCCCUGGGUAUAUUCCAGCAAGGCAAUUGAUAAAUGACGUGACGGUGAAAUGCAAAAAAAAAAUCAACUCGCCCAAAGAUGGCAAUCUCAUCAAGACGUCAUUCUAUUCUAUAAGUUUUUUACUACACAGUUAUGUAUUAUUUAUUUUUAUUAAAUAAAUACUAACAGGA
Papilio xuthus (Asian swallowtail) is the source of this 1750-nucleotide messenger RNA. Lineage: Eukaryota; Metazoa; Arthropoda; Insecta; Lepidoptera; Papilionidae. The record is from RefSeq and is a predicted model, not a curated record.